Messenger RNA from Meira miltonrushii, 1086 nucleotides. RefSeq lists its product as uncharacterized. Gene Ontology annotation, cellular component: endoplasmic reticulum. Gene Ontology annotation, biological process: macroautophagy. Lineage: Eukaryota; Fungi; Basidiomycota; Exobasidiomycetes; Exobasidiales; Brachybasidiaceae. The transcript has a single exon. The record is from RefSeq and is a predicted model, not a curated record. The annotation marks the transcript as partial.
CAUAGACCAGCAUUAUCACUUGCUGCUAGCGUUGAUCUUGAUGUUGAAGGAGGUGGUAGGCUAGAUGAAGAUUACGAUGGCGGCUGGUCCUCAUCUUCUUCUUCGGCCUGGUCAGCUAAAGGUCCGGCAGCCUAUACAUCAUCUAUGAGCAUUGCACAAUCGGCAAAAUUACACCUUCAAUGGGCAAAAGCUGGUUGGUUUGAUGCAAAUAGAUGGAUUGAGGCUGGAAAAGUCGCAACAAGAUCAGCAGAGAUACGAUUUGGCAUCAUCAAAGGAUUGAUAUUAUCCGCUACAAUCACUACGCUCAUCUUCUUUUUCGAAUUGGCCUUCUUUCCCAGACACCUUUUCCCCACCAAAUCUGGAGAGAGCCAUGAGGAUCUCGAUGAUCACGUUGGAAGUAUAGGAAGUGUAUUCUGGCUAUAUCCUCUAAUAGCAGGCUCCUACUUUCUCGCUGCUUCUUGGACAGUCGAUGUUGCUCAUGCUGCCUACAAGCUCAAACAUGCUCGUGGUAUCUCUAUGGUGCCUUCAACAAUUCCAGCAGGAACAUCAAGGCGGCUUAUCUUGGAAUCUUAUCGUAUCAUUCUUAUUCUUAACUAUUUCGUCAUAUCGAUAGCCCUACAGCAUAUCCCAUGGAUCGGAAGAACACUUUCAUUUAUCUUUAUGUCUUUUAUUGACGCUUACUACUGCUUUGAGCAGGGUUGGAUCGCUCGUGGAUGGUCUGUCGAACGCAGGAUGCGGUAUGCAGAAAGUAGAUGGGCUUAUUUUGUGGCAUUCGGUUUGCCAUCUACAGCAAUCAGCUUCUUCCAUCCUUCUGGUUUGCUCAAUUUGAUGCUAUUCAUGCUCGUAUUUCCGAUUUGCACUGUUUUGGCAAUGCUCGGCAACCCUCAACCUCGCCAAGCGCCAAAUAGUACGACUACCAUCACACCUACAUCUGCAGGAAUGAACUCGAGUGGCAUCCCUGGAAACACGUCCCUUUCACCUGUUCUGCCACCUCGCUUACCGAUCUUUUGGUUGACUGUAAAGUGUUACAGAUUAGUAUUACGAUCGUUCCCUCGUCUACUCGAUGCAAGUUCAGCGGCUAUGGCC